GACGGUGGCCGAUAGUGGUCCUAAUCUCGUGGGACUGCGCUGCGCGCGCUCGGUGGGAUGCGCCUGCGCAUUAUGCUGGUCUCCAUGGCGGGGCCUCGGAGCCAAGACGAGAGAAAAUGAUUCUGUGAAGACACAAAGCUUUCACAUAAAUGAAGCUACAGCUAUCAUGAUUUAGUGACCCCAAAAGUAAGAACUUCAGUGGACAAGAAAGGACAUUUAUGGGGUUAGUAGAAUGCUUGAGGCCUGGAAUUUAAACCUGAGCCACUAUCUAAAGCUGUUAAAUAAUAGAAGAAAAUGGAAUUGAAUAUGAUGUCAGCAUGGAACAAUCUAAUGAUUCAUUGAGAGCCAACCAUAAAGAUGGUGAAGAGUCAAAAACCGAUGCUCAGGUGUUUGAGCAUCUAACCUGUAUGGGCUUCAGGGAUUCUUCCUUUGAACAAAAUGAUUCUCCUAGAGUUUUGCCGAUCACUGCUCCUGAAGUAAAUAAUUCACUCCCAUCACAGAAUAUACCAGGGACGCUGACUCAGACACAGACACUUUCUGCAGAAAAAUUCCACCUAGUCGACCAAAAUGAGCAAGCUGUUCAAUACGAACUUCAAUCAUUGGGGGAUUCCAGUGCACAAAUGAUGAUCGUUGCCAGCUCAUCAGAAAACGGACAGGUACUUCGUGUAAUUCCAUCUACCCAGACAGGAAUGGCACAAGUGAUUAUACCUCCGGGGCAGCUUGUGGAUGUGAAUAGUCCUCGCGAUGUCCCUGAAGAGAAACCCAGUGACAGAAACUUAUCAACUGUAAGCAUGGAUACUCUAGCAGACAAUCCUAGCAAUUACAUUCUUCAUCCACAGUCAUCCUUCACAUUGCCCAAAAAGUCAGUAACCAGAAUGCUGGAAGAACCUCUUCUGGCGCCUCUUCAGCCACUUUCCUCUAACACACCUAUAUGGGCCUGCCGUCUCAGGAGCUGUGAGAAAAUUGGAGAUUCUUACCGUGGCUACUGUGUAAGCGAGACUGAAUUAGAAAGUGUCCUAACAUUUCACAAGCAGCAAACACAGACUGUUUGGGGAACCCGUCAGUCUCCAAGCCCAGCCAAGCCUGCUACACGCUUGAUGUGGAAAUCCCAGUAUGUCCCAUAUGAUGGAAUCCCAUUUGUUAAUGCAGGGAGUAGAGCUGUGGUAAUGGAGUGUCAGUAUGGGCCAAGAAGAAAAGGUUUCCAGUUAAAAAAAAUCAGUGAGCAGGAAAGCAGGUCUUGUCAGCUCUACAAAGCCACUUGUCCAGCUCGGAUUUACAUUAAAAAGGUACAGAAGUUUCCUGAAUAUAGAGUUCCUACAGACCCCAAAAUUGACAAGAAAAUUAUCAGAAUGGAGCAGGAAAAAGCCUUUAACAUGCUAAAGAAGAACAUGGUAGAUGCUGGUGGUGUUCUUAGGUGGUAUGUACAGUUACCUACACAGCAAGCUCAUCAGUAUCAUGAAUUAGAGACUGCCUGCCUACCUCUGUCACCUUCUCCUUUUCCUGUGUCUGCUCUUGAAGAAGAGGAAACUGCAGUUAGAGAUGAGAAUUGUGCAUUACCCUCACGUUUACAUCCUCAAGUAGCACAUAAGAUUCAAGAAUUAGUAUCACAGGGAGUAGAACAAGUAUAUGCAGUAAGGAAACAGCUAAGAAAAUUUGUGGAAAGGGAACUGUUCAAACCCGAUGAGGUACCUGAAAGACAUAACUUAUCUUUUUUUCCAACUGUAAAUGAUAUAAAAAAUCACAUCCAUGAGGUACAGAAAUCCUUGCGAAAUGGAGAUACGGUAUAUAACUCAGAGAUUAUUCCAGCAACGCUUCAGUGGACUACAGACAGUGGGAAUAUUCUCAAAGAGACCGUGACAGUUACAUUUGCCGAAGGAAAUUCACCAGAAGAAUCAAUUACUACCAAAAUGGAAACAAAUCUUACAGGGGGUUCUUUGUCUCCUGAGCCAACCCACUUGCUCUCUUCACUCUCCUCAUUUCAGCCCAAAAUAUUUACACAGCUACAGGAUUUGCAGUUACAACCAAGGUUCACCUCUCCUGAUGAAUCACCAGCUCUGGUAUCAGUAAAUAACCAGCCAUCCUCUAGUCCUUCAGGACUUCUGGAUUCAAUAGAAAGUGCUGUAAUGAAUAAUAAUUCUCUACUGCUUGAUCAAACUCAUAGCCUUCAAAGAGAUACAUGCCUAACCCAAAACAAUAGUACUGCCUCCACCAUGGGUAACCUCCCAGAACCAGAUCAAAAUCUAGUUGCAAUGGACCAGCUGGUAGACGUUGGAGAUGUUGAGGACACAGGGAAUCUGGAAGGAACUGUUCAUCAGAUUCUGUUGGGAGAUGUGCAGACUAUUCCAGUACGGAUUAUAGACAACCACUCAGCUCUUAUUGAAGAAAAUCCAGAAAGUACCAUUUCUGUGAGCCCAGUUAAGCAAGAACCCAAAGAACCAGCAUUAUCUAUGGAAGCAAAAAAAAAUUUGGACUGUAAGAAAUUAUCUGCUACAUAAAUUAUUGAAGCUUUUCAGAAUUUACAACUCUGGUGACUUCUGAUGUCUUAGAAAAGAAGGUGAAUAUUGUCAAAGCAUGGCAUUGAGAUAAUUGGACUGAAGACUGGUUUGAUGAGAAGCUUUUAUUUCAAACAGAUAUAUUUGUUGCCAGUUCCAUAUUUUUACCUUCCUUAAGAGAUGUUUUAUUCCUCUUAUUUUGUAUAAUUUUUAUGCUUUUUGAUUAUCUAAUAAGGCCAGUAUUUCAAAAGCUCUUCUGAACUUAUCCAUAGUAAUAUAGUCUGAACACAAAUAGUUUAUAUAACUUAUCCUUGGAAAUACUCAAUUUUGGUUCUUACAAGACAGAAAAGGACUACAGCAACAAAAACA
This is a messenger RNA of Saimiri boliviensis boliviensis (Bolivian squirrel monkey), 2861 nucleotides long. RefSeq names its product calcium responsive transcription factor (gene CARF). Lineage: Eukaryota; Metazoa; Chordata; Mammalia; Primates; Cebidae. The record is from RefSeq and is a predicted model, not a curated record. Gene Ontology annotation, cellular component: nucleus. Gene Ontology annotation, molecular function: DNA-binding transcription factor activity, RNA polymerase II-specific; RNA polymerase II cis-regulatory region sequence-specific DNA binding. Gene Ontology annotation, biological process: regulation of transcription by RNA polymerase II.